AUGCAUGAAAGUCACACAGGGACUAACAUUGCGGAGCUACUCAGCGCGGCUCUUGAGGAGUGGGACAUUGCUGGCAAAGACCCGGCUACUGUGACGGAAAAUGCCGCUAAUAUGAGCGUCGCGGUGGAGCUCACUGGCAUGUUGCAUUUUAAGUGCUUUGCCCAUAGGCUCAACUUGGCAUCACAGCGUGCUUUGAAACUGCCCGUAGUCGCGCGUAUUUUAGGUCGUGUGAGAUGCAUUUCAAACUUUUUCAGGCGCCGCACAACAGCUAGCCAUGUACUCCGCCAGAAGCAAAAGCUGCUGCAGUUGCCAGAGCACAAACUGAUCGUCGACGUUGUGACCAGGUGGAACAGUGCGCACGACAUGCUCCAACGAUUUCUUGAGCAGCAACCAGCCAUAUCUGCUGCUCUUUUGUCAAGUGAGGUGAGAAAGACAGAGAAAGAAGUAUGCACCCUAAGUGAGUCAGACAUAACGGCUGCAGAGGAUAUUGUGGAUGCCAUGAAGCCCAUGAAGGUAGCAACACUAGUGAUGUCCAAGGAAAAUACACCAACACUAUCAACUGUUGCACCACUUCAUGCUCAGCUCAUCCAUGAUUUACAAGAGAGUCCAUCUGAUUCCACCUUGGUAAAAGAAAUCAAAGCAGCCAUUUGUGAGGAUCUGAGCAAGAGGUACAAGGAUGAACAUAAAGAGACUAUGUAUUUAUGCACGGCACUGGAUCCACGAUUCAAAGCUUUGCCCUUCCUUCCUGACCAUCAGCAAGAUGGAAUCUACAUGAGAGUCAUUGCAGAGGCUGGAAGAAUUCAUGACUCAUUUCAGAAAGAGGUUGAUCUGAAGAUCGUGACUGAGGUGAUGCCUGUGGAGCAAGACGAUUCUGAAGAAGUUAAGAAAGAAAACUGUGCUGCUGGCCCACCACCCAAGCGAACAAAGGACAUGUACAGUUUGGCUGAUUUACUUGGUCCAACCUACUGUGCAGGUACUGCUGUGAGACAAAGAACCACACAGGACCAUGCAGAAGUAGAGGUGACAAGGUACAAGGAGGCACCAGCCUUGUCCCUUUCAGAGGGAAAUCCACUUAGUUGGUGGAAAGAGCAUCAGAAUGAAUAUCCACUCAUGUCACAGCUUGAAAAAAUUUACCUGUGCAUCCCAGGGACCAGUGUCUCCUCUGAGCGCGUAUUCUCGACAGCAGGAGACAUUGUCACUGCUCAGAGAAGCACACUCAGCUCAGAUCAUGUUGACCAAAUUCUGUUUCUAAACAAAAAUCUUUAA
Molecule: messenger RNA, 1266 nt
Organism: Periophthalmus magnuspinnatus
Lineage: Eukaryota; Metazoa; Chordata; Actinopteri; Gobiiformes; Gobiidae
Product: E3 SUMO-protein ligase ZBED1-like
Exons: 2
Coding region: 1-1266 (421 amino acids)
Molecular function (GO): protein dimerization activity
Source: RefSeq, a predicted model, not a curated record